Molecule: messenger RNA, 345 nt
Organism: Symbiodinium sp. CCMP2592
Lineage: Eukaryota; Dinophyceae; Suessiales; Symbiodiniaceae
Source: the annotation of a GenBank genome assembly
AUGUCAUCAUCCACACAGGCAACCAUGCCUCCAGAGGCCACUACUACGCGGUGGGACGGCGAUCCGAGUCGGUGGUGCGCGCCGGCAUCUCAUCAUCAAACGGGGUACCGACUAGAUGAUUCCAAGAUCAGCCGAGCAUCGGCCGAGCUCGACAUUCUGCAGGGCAAGCCGCCCGAGGAGCUGAAGGGGAGAGCGCGCGUUCCCUUCGGGGCAGAGUGGGGUGCUAAGAAGAGCAGGAACAAGGCCCACAUGCCCGCUCCGAGAAGGCAGUCACGCGGUGAUGAGGAGCUUGCAAGAGCGCGUGCCAGAGCGGAGGCAGGGCGAAGACGCAGUGCCAGGCACUAG